This is a messenger RNA of Dioscorea cayenensis subsp. rotundata (Guinea yam), 11879 nucleotides long. RefSeq names its product protein SPIRRIG. The transcript has 19 exons. The coding region runs from base 332 to 11206 and encodes 3624 amino acids. The record is from RefSeq and is a predicted model, not a curated record. Gene Ontology annotation, molecular function: protein binding. Lineage: Eukaryota; Viridiplantae; Streptophyta; Magnoliopsida; Dioscoreales; Dioscoreaceae.
CUUUAGAGAGAGAAAGAGAGAGACCGCAAACGACCUCUUCUUCUCGCCUUCCAUUCCAAAUCAUCGCCCCCAUUUCUCUCGGAAGCUGCAUUGAUCUCAGAAAUCCGCGUUGAAAUCACAGCUAGGCUUGCCUCCAAAGCUAUCGGAAUCGAACAAGCGCGGUGAAAAUCGGGUGGAAAUCGGCCGGGAACCAGCCGGAUCUGCUGCCCUUUGAUCCUGAUCCGUUGAACGGGUGAUCUUUGCUUCUGGGAUUGAUUUUCGUGGGUUUUUUUUCGAUCGGAAGGGAUUUGGAAAGGAUUCAGGUUGGUUGGGGUCUUCGGAUGAGGACCUCAUGUUUCAGUCAUCGCGGAAGACGAUGAAAUGGUCCUCAUUGCUCAAGGACAUCAAGGAGAAGGUCGGCCUUACGCAAUCGCAUCCUUCGCCGGAUAGAGAGCGGGUUUUUGUUGCCUCUGGACCUGGAGAUGCGAUCUCUAGAGCUCCCGAUCCUACUCCAUCCCUCGAGGAUCUCUCCCAUGCGUCGUCUCCUGCCAGAGACAAGCAUGAUUUGGAAUUGGACUUCAAGAAGUUUUGGGAAGAAUUCCGCUCUUCCAGCUCUGAGAAGGAGAAAGAAAUGGCCUUAAACAUGGCUGUUGAAAUUUUCUGUAGACUAGUGAAGCAACAAUCUAGUGUAGCUCAGUUAGUACCAAAUUGUUCUCUGGAUUUCAAUUCCUUGCUGACCGAUCUUAUAAUUGCUCUCAGAUUAGUGGAAGCGCACAUUUUUUCUUUUGUAGUUGGAAGAGCCUUUGUUACUGAUGUUGAGAAAUUGAGAAUCUAUAGCAAGGGAAGAUCUUUGCAUGUUUCAAGUGUCAUUGGAUUCUUUUCUGAAGUCACAAAGGAUGGCAUUUGUCCUGGUUCUAAUUUGUUAUAUGCAGUGGAAGUUCUUGUUUCUGGGCCGGUUGAUAAACAACCAUUGUUGGAUUCUGGCAUUUUAUGUUGUCUGAUUCAAAUCCUCAAUGCGCUCCUAAAAUCUGAUGAGCUGAAGCAAACCAAAUCCAUGGUUGGUCAUGAUGAAUCAGUUUCAAUGGGUGUGCUGAAGGAUAAGGAUGCUAUGCAAGUUCGUCGGCUUGAGGUAGAGGGAAGUGUUGUGCACAUCAUGAAGGCACUAGCAAGUCAUCCUUCAGCUGCUCUAAGUUUGAUUGAAGAUGACUCACUUCAGGUUCUAUUUGAGAUGGUGGCAAAUGGUUCAUUGGCUGUAUUUGCACAAUUUAGAGAAGGCCUAGUUCCUUUGCACACUAUCCAGCUUCAUCGACAUGCCAUGCAGAUUCUCGGUCUUCUUCUUGUGAAUGACAAUGGAAGCACAGCAAGAUAUAUACAAAGGCAUCAUUUGAUAAAAGUUCUUUUAAUGGCUGUCAAAGACUUUGACCCGGAGAAGGGUGAUCCUGCAUACACUAUGGGCAUAGUAGACUUGCUACUGGAAUGUGUUGAAUUGUCGUAUAGACCUGAGGCUGGUUCUGUUAAGCUCAGAGAAGAUAUACAUAAUGCCCAUGGAUAUCAGUUUCUUGUACAAUUUGCUUUGAAAUUAUCUGGUUUGCAAACAGCCCAGAUCAAAGGUUCUACUUCUGAACCUUCUCUAGAAGCAACAUCCCAUGCAGUUGUUUCCAACCCUGCUUCUAGUUUGGCUGAGGAGAGUUCUUCUGGGGCAGCUCAUGCCUCAUCGUCACACUUGUCUCCAGCAUUGGCAAGACUACUUGAUGUUCUUGUCAAUCUAGCACAAACGGGUCCUGAAGCAGACACUUCCCUUGGUAUGAAAAAUUCAAAAGGUACAUAUGGAAAGGUUGGAGGCCAUAACAGAAGUCGGACACCAUCUGCUGAUAUGAUGGGAGAUGAGAUUUGGGGUAAGGGUAAUGCUAAGGUUAAAGAUCUUGAAGCCAUUCAGAUGUUGCAAGAUAUUUUUCUUAAGGCCGAUAGCACAGAACUCCAAGCUGAGGUGUUGAAUAGAAUGUUCAAAAUAUUCUCAAGUCAUCUUGAUAACUAUAAGAUGUGUCAGCAGUUGAGGACAGUUCCCCUCUUCAUUCUGAACAUGGCAGGCUUUCCUUCAUCAUUGCAGGAAAUAAUACUGAAAAUAUUGGAAUACGCUGUUACUGUUGUGAACUGUGUUCCUGAACAAGAAUUGCUUUCACUUUGCUGCUUAUUGCAACAACCUAUUACAUAUAGUUUGAAGCAUACAAUUCUUGCCUUCUUUGUAAAGCUCUUGUCCUUCGAUCAGCAAUACAAAAAAGUUCUUCGAGAAGUUGGUGUUCUAGAGGUUCUGUUAGAUGAUUUGAAACAACACAAGCUUUUUACAGGUGCAGAACAUGAAAAUAAAGACUUUAGCAUCUUGGAGAGAAAAUCUGGUUCAAGUAGUUUUAAGAAACACAUGGACAAUAAAGAUGCCAUUCUUUCUUCACCCAAACUUAUGGCGUCUGGCUCUGGGAAGUUUCCUGUAUUUGAGGAUGAAAGGACAAUUUCUGUCGCAUGGGACUGCCUAUUCUCAUUAUUAAAAAAAGCAGAAGCAAACCAACAAGCAUUCCGAUUGUCUAAUGGGGUUGCUGUAGUUCUUCCGUUUUUGGCAUCAGAGGACCAUCGUCCUGGGGUUUUGCGUUUGUUAACUUGUCUGAUCAUUGAAGAUGCUAUCCAGGCUCAUUCAGAGGAAUUAGGAACUCUAGUUGAAAUUCUCAAAAGUGGGAUGAUAACAGGUGUAUCUGGAUCUCAGUAUAAACUUCAGAAUGAUGCGAAGUGUGAUACUUUUGGGGCAUUGUGGCGCAUGCUUGGAGCUAAUACUUCAGCUCAACGUGUUUUUGGAGAAACCACCGGGUUUUCCCUUUUAUUGACUACUUUGCACAGUUUUCAGCUUGGAGAAGAACAUGGAGAAAAACCAGCUACUCUAUUGGAUUAUCUGAAGGUUUUCAUUUUUCUGUUGCGUGUUAUGACGGCUGGUGUAUGCAAUAAUGCGAUUAAUAGAUUAAGACUUCAUACUGUCCUGUCAUCACAAACCUUUUAUGAUCUUCUUUGUGAGUCGGGUUUGCUUUGUGUGGAUUGUGAGAAACAAGUUAUCCAGGUAUUGUUGGAGCUUGCACUUGAAAUUGUUCUUCCUCCAUCCACCAUGUUUCAAACAGAUAGCUCUCCAACAUCAGAUAAUUUUGAGGAGUAUGCAGAAAGUUUUCUUUCAAGCGCAUCUCUUAAUUCUAAUAGGUUUGAGAAGGAGAGAGUAUACAAUGCUAGUGCUAUUGCAGUGCUUAUUCGUUCCUUGUUACUCUUUACACCAAAAGUGCAGCUGGAUAUACUGACCUUUGUUGAAAAACUUUCUGAGGCCAGUCCAUUCAAUCAGGAGAACUUAACAUCAGUAGGUUGCGUCGGACUUCUGCUAGAGACAGUGAGCCCAUUUCUUUUGGGUUCAUCCUCAUUGCUUACGCAAGCUUUGCGGAUCGUGGAGAUACUAGGAUCUUACAGGCUAUCUUCUUCGGAGCUCCGAACUCUUUUUCGUUAUACACUUCAAAAGAAAAUGAAAAGUUCAAGUCCUCUUAUUGUUGCUAUGAUGGAGAAGUUAGUCCAUAGGGAAGAUUUAAGGUCGGCCAAUGUUUCUCUUGGUCCAUUUGUUGAGAUGGACAUGAGCAAAAUCGGGCAUGCUUCUAUUCAAGUGCCUUUAGGGGAAAGAACAUGGCCUCCUGCUGCUGGAUAUUCCUUUGUAUGCUGGUUUCAGUGUCAAAAUUUCUCAAAGAGCCAAGUCAAAGAAUCAGAUCAAUCAUUAACAAAGGGUUCUGGUAGGAAUAUAUUGCGUAUUUUUUCAGUGGGUUCAGGUGAUGAUGCCAAUACAUUGUAUGCAGAACUCUACCUUCAAAACAAUGGUUUGAUAACCCUCGCAACCAGCAACUCUUCAUCGCUGUCAUUUCCUGGUGUGGAAAUGGAAGAGGGAAGGUGGCAUCACCUUGCAGUUGUUCACAGCAAACCUAAUGCAUUAGCAGGACUAUUCCAGGCCAGUAUAGCAUAUCUUUACCUUGAUGGAAAAUUAAUACAUACUGGAAAGCUUGGGUACUCACCUUCUCCAGGUGGUAAAUCCUUGCAAGUUACUCUUGGUACUCCGGUUUCCCGUUCAAAAGUUUCAGACUUCUCAUGGAGGUUGCGUUCCUGUUAUCUCUUUGAAGAGGUGCUCUCCUCAGGCUGCAUAUGUUUCAUGUACAUUCUUGGUCAGGGAUAUAGUGGGCUAUUCCAGGACACAGAUCUAUUGAGAUUUGUGCCAAACCAAGCUUGUGGCGGGGGUAGCAUGGCAAUCUUAGAUUCUUUGGAUGCUGAACUACGCACAGUUUCAAAUAUGCAGAGGAUUGAUGGUUCUAAUAAACAAGGAACUCCUAAAUCUGAUGGCAGUGGGAUUGUGUGGGACCUGGAAAGGUUAACAAAUCUGUCAUUACAGUUAUCCGGGAAGAAGCUUAUAUUUGCAUUUGAUGGAACGACAUCAGAAGCAUUUAGGGCAUCUGGAACACUAUCCAUGCUCAAUCUUGUUGAUCCCAUGUCAACUGCUGCUUCCCCCAUUGGCGGUAUACCACGCUAUGGUCGUCUUAAUGGAGAUGUUUAUAUUUGCAGUCAGUGCAUAAUUGGAGAUAGCAUCCGCAUAGUUGGUGGAAUGGCAGUUGUCCUUGCUCUUGUUGAAGCUGCUGAAACCAAGGAUAUGUUGCAUAUGUCUUUGGCGUUACUUGCAUGCUCGCUAAAUCAGAGUCCUCAGAAUGUGCAGGAAAUGCAGGCAUUGAGAGGGUAUCACUUGCUUGCUCUGUUCCUUCAUCGUAGAAUGACCUUGUUCGACAUGCAGUCACUUGAGAUCUUUUUCCAAAUAGCAGCAUGUGAGGCCUCCUUUCCUGAGCCACAGAAGUUGCAAGCAAACCGACCUGGAACCUCCCCUUUUCAGGUCUCCCCAGAGUCCAGCCUUCAGGAUCUUACCUUGGCAAAAUUUUCUGAUGAAAUUUCCUCCUUUGGAUCUCAUGUAGAUCUGGAUGAUUACUCUGUGCAUAAGGACACGUUUAGCCAUAUUUCAGAGCUUGAAAACUCAGAUUUGCCAGCAGAAACUGUAAAUUGUAUUGUGCUGUCAAAUGCAGAUAUGGUGGAGCAUGUCCUACUGGAUUGGACGCUGUGGGUUGCUGCUCCUGUUUCCAUUCAAAUAACACUACUUGGCUUUCUUGAGCGGUUGGUUUCCAUGCAUUGGUAUAGAAAUCAUAACCUUACAAUCUUACGUCAGAUCAAUCUUGUCCAGCAUCUACUCGUAACUCUGCAAAGGGGUGAUGUGGAAAUUCCUGUUUUGGAAAAGCUGGUGGUCUUGCUAGGUGUUAUUCUAGAGGAUGGCUUUUUACCUUCUGAGUUGGAACUUGUUGUCAGGUUUGUGAUCAUGACAUUCGACCCCCCUGCACUGAUGCCAAACCAUCAAAUUAUUCGGGAGAUGAUGGGUAAGCAUGUUAUUGUUAGGAACAUGCUGUUGGAGAUGCUUAUCGACCUACAAGUGACCAUUAAUUCUGAGGAAUUACUUGAGCAGUGGCACAAGAUUGUUUCAUCCAAGUUGAUCACAUACUUUCUUGAUGAAGCUGUCCAUCCAACCAGUAUGAGAUGGAUCAUAACUCUUCUUGGAGUGAGCCUUGCUUCUUCUCCAACAUUUUCCCUUAAGUUUCGCAACAGUGGAGGCUACCAAGGGUUAGCACGUGUACUUUCCAGUUUUUAUGAUUCUCCAGAAAUAUAUUACAUACUUUUCUGUUUAAUAUUUGGAAAGGAUGUCUAUCCAAGAGUACCAGAAGUCCGCAUGUUGGAUUUUCAUGCCCUUAUGCCUAGUGAUGGGAACCAAGAAGAGUUGAGAUUUGUGGAGCUUUUAGAUUCUGUGAUUCCAAUGGCGAAAUCCACAUUUGACAGAUUGAGUGUGCAGUUAAUGCUUGCUCACCAAAAUGGCAAUCUCACACACCUCAGUAGCUUUGUUGCAGAUCUUGUAGAAGCAUCAGCUGACACCUCUGGAGAACUCCAAGGUGAAGCUCUAAUGCAUAAAACAUAUGCAGCUCGCUUGAUGGGUGGGGAAGCAGCAGCCCCUGCCACUGCUACUUCAAUUUUGCGGUUCAUGGUUGACCUGGCCAAAAUGUGUGCCCCAUUUUCUGCUGUAUGCAGGCAGGCAGAAUUUCUUGGCAAUUGUGUGGAUUUAUAUUUUUCAUGUGUAAGGGCUGAUUCUGCAAUGAAGAUGGCAAAAGACCUUACAAGUGGAGCUCCUGAUGAGAGUAACUUGAACGAUAAUGAUGAUAACCAGAGCUCUCAAAAUACUUUUUCUAGUUUGCCUGUGGAUCAGGAGAUGUCUGUAAAGACUUCCAUGAGCAUUGGAAGUUAUCCGCAGGAGCAAAAGAGCACAAACUCUGAUGAUGUGGUUGGACUACAAAAUGAAACUGUGGAUGUUCAUGAAGUGAAUAGAGGUGCUUCAGUGCAUCUUGAGUCCAGCAACUCUUCGCCUGAAGAUAUCCUAUCUCUGAAAGACUUUGGUGAGGCAAGUAUAACACCAAUCUCAGUUGCUUCCAUUGCUCAUGGAAAUAAUUUUCCCAAUUCUAAUGGGAAUAUGGAUCUCACUGAAUCGACUGAGUCAUUUGGUUCUGCAUCAUUAAUUGUACCUGAUUCGCCUGUCCUUUCUGAGAAGUCAAAUUCCAAAAUAGUGCAGACACCUACUUCUUCCCCUGUGGUUGGUUCAACAUCAUUAUUUGGCAGCAUAGGGAGUAACAGUGAAUCCAAAGCAGAACUAACUACAACUGCAUCAAUGAAAUCUUCAAUUUCUCUUAAUGAAUUUCACACGUCACUUGAAUUGAAGGGGGAUUCACAACGGUCAUUGGUGAACGCGUUAUUUCCCAUCAGUGCAAAGCUUCUGCUUGAAAUUGAGGAGUCAGGUUACAGUGGUGGUCCUUGUUCUGCAGGAGCACAUUCUGUGUUAGAUCUUAUUGCAGAAGUUCUUGCGGAUAUCAUUGCAGAACAGCUAAAAGCAACCCAGUUUGUCGAGGGCAUUUUAGAUGCUGCUCUGCAAUACGUGGAUGCAGAGACUGCCUUGGUUUUCCAAGGUUUGUGUCUAAGUAGAUUGAUGAAUUUCCUAGAAAGGCGUCUCUUGCGAGAUGAUGAGGAAGAAGAUAAAAGACUUGAUAAAAGUCGCUGGUCUGUUAACUUAGAUGCUCUUUGCGGUUUGGUUGUAGAUCGUGUAUAUCUGGGCUCUUUUCCUCAACCUGUAGGAGUAUUAAGAACUCUGGAGUUUCUAUUGUCGAUGUUACAACUUGCCAACAAAGACGGUCGUGUUGAAGAAGCAGAACCUGCAGGAAAAAGCCGCUUAGCAAUCACAAGGGGAGGCAGGCAACUUGAAUCUUAUGUACAGAGCAUUUUCAAAAGCACAAAUCGCAUGAUAAUGUAUUGUUUCCUGCCUUCUUUUCUGACAUCAAUUGGUGAGGAGGAUUUUCUUUCACGUCUGGGAUUCCUGACAGAUAAUGUGAAGAUUUCCCCUCCCCAAUCUAUACAAGAUGAGUCUGUUGUGGAUAUCAGUGCAGUUCUGCAGUUGCUUGUGGCCAACAAGAGACUUAUUCUUUGUCCAAGCAAUCUUGAUAAUGAUUUGAUUUGCUGUCUUUGUAUAAAUCUAAUCUCUCUUUUCCGUGAUAAGAGGCAAAAUGCACAAAACCUGGCAAUAGAUCUAAUGAAGUAUCUUCUAUUGCAUCGCCGCUCUGCUCUUGAGGACUUGCUUGUAUCCAAACCUAACCAAGGUCAAUAUUUGGAUGUUCUUCGAGGAGGUUUUGACAAAUUACUGACAGGAAGUACAUCUAUGUUUCUUGUAUGGCUUGAACGCUCUGAGCAUAAUAUUAAUCAAGUACUGGAACAAUGUGCUGCUAUUAUGUGGGUGCAGCGGGUUGCUGGGUCAGCGAAAUUUCCUGGUGUGAGAAUAAAAACCAUGGAAGACAGGCACAAGAAAGAAAUGGUGAAAAAGUUGCAGCCAUCAAAGGCAGAUCUGAAGCAUUGGGAGCAGGUAAAUGAGCGGAGGUAUGCACUUGAGUUAGUUCGUGAUCUAAUGUCAACUGAGCUUAGGGUCAUUCGUCAAGAUAAGUAUGGAUGGGUUCUUCAUGCUGAGAGUGAAUGGCAAACACACAUCCAACAACUUGUUCAUGAAAGAGGGAUUUUCCCUAUUCAUAGUUGUUUGGAAUCAGAAUGGCAACUUUGUCCCAUUGAAGGGCCAUAUCGCAUGCGCAAGAAGCUUGAGCGUUGCAAAUUGAAAGUUGACAUUAUUCAGAAUGUAAUCUCCAGAGGUGUGGAGUUGGAAAACACAAAACUCAAGAAAGAAAAGCUUGAGAAUGGUUCAGGUAACUCUGGAUCUGAUUCAGAGUCAGGUUUUAACUUAUUUUCAGAUGGUGCUAAGCAGAAGUCUCUUGAGCUUGGAGAGGAUGAAGAAGAAUCUUACUUUAAGGAUGCAGAUGAGCUUAAAGCUGAAGGCUCUGAAUCUGCUCACAUUGGGUGGAAUGAUGACCGAUGUAGCAGCAUGAAUGAACCAAGCCUUCACUCUGCUAUGGACUUUGGUGCUGCAUCUAGUGCAUUUUCAGUUCCAACUACAGAUGUUCUGAACAGCAAAUCUGAUGUGGGCUCUAUGAGACAGUCAUCUUCGAUAAGAGUUGAAGAUGCAAGAGGAUCAGAUGACAAGUCAGAAAAGGAACUGCAUGAUAAUGGUGAAUAUCUCAUCAGACCUUACCUUGAACCUCUUGAGAGAAUACGGUUCAAAUACAAUUGUGAACGUGUUGCGGGGUUGGACAAACAUGAUGGUAUUUUUUUAAUAGGAGAACUCUGUUUAUAUGUUAUUGAGAAUUUUUACAUAGAUGAGUCUGGGUGCAUCUGCGAAAAGGAAAGUGAAGAUGAUUUGUCUGUGAUCGAUCAAGCUUUGGGUGUAAAGAAGGAUCUUUCUGUCAAUGUUGACUUCCAGAUAAAAUCACCUUCUUCAUGGAGCAUGUCAGUCAGGACAUUUGUUGGUGGAAGAGCAUGGGCUUAUAAUGGAGGUGCAUGGGGAAAGGAGAAGGCAUGUAACAGUGGUAAUCUUCCCCAUCCAUGGCAUAUGUGGAAGCUUGAUAGUGUUUAUGAGCUCCUGAAACGUGAUUACCAGCUGCGUCCUGUUGCUGUUGAGAUAUUUAGCACAGAUGGGUGUAAUGAUCUUCUUGUGUUCCAUAAAAAAGAGAGGGAGGAAGUUUUCAAAAAUUUGAUAGCCAUGAACCUUCCGCGGAACAGCACGUUGGACACAACGAUUUCCGGUUCUUCAAAACAAGAGAGCAAUGAGGGAAGCCGACUUUUCAAGCUCAUGGCCAAGUCCUUUUCCAAGAGGUGGCAAAAUGGAGAAAUUAGCAAUUUUCAGUACCUCAUGCAUCUCAAUACUCUAGCAGGACGUGGUUAUAGUGACCUCACACAGUACCCGGUAUUUCCCUGGGUUCUUGCUGACUAUGAGAGUGAUGUUCUAGACCUGUCAAAUUCUCGAUCCUUCCGGAAGCUCGACAAACCAAUGGGAUGCCAAACAGUGGAGGGAGAAGAGGAAUUUAAAAAGAGAUAUGAAAGCUGGGAUGACCCUGAUGUACCCAAAUUUCAUUAUGGUUCUCAUUAUUCUAGUGCGGGGAUUGUUCUUUUCUAUCUUCUAAGAUUGCCACCAUUCAGUACUGAAAACCAGACUCUACAAGGUGGGCAAUUUGACCAUGCGGACCGUUUAUUCAACAGUGUUAGAGAUACAUGGUUAAGUGCAGCUGGAAAGGGUAACACAUCUGACGUCAAGGAACUAAUUCCUGAGUUCUUUUACAUGCCUGAGUUUCUGGAGAACAGGUUUAAUCUUGAUUUGGGAGAAAAGCAGUCAGGAGAGAAGGUUGGUGAUGUUCUUUUGCCCCCUUGGGCAAAAGGAAGUGCAAGAGAAUUCAUCAAGAAGCACCGUGAAGCAUUGGAAUCAGAUUAUGUUUCUGAAAAUUUGCACCAUUGGAUAGAUCUUAUAUUCGGGUAUAAGCAAAGGGGCAAGGCAGCUGAAGAUGCUGUUAAUGUCUUCUAUCACUACACAUAUGAAGGAAGUGUAGACAUUGAUUCAGUUUCAGAUCCUGCAAUGAAAGCAUCAAUUCUAGCUCAAAUCAAUCAUUUUGGUCAGACGCCGAAGCAGUUAUUCCUCAAGCCUCAUGUUAAACGGCGAACUGACAGAAAAGUACCCCCUCAUCCACUCCGUUACAGUGCUCAUCUGGCUCCUCAUGAGAUCCGCAAGAGCUCUGGGUCCAUUACUCAGAUUGUCACCUUCCAUGAAAAGAUUCUCAUUGCUGGGGCCAAUAACUUACUCAAGCCAACAACAUACAGCAAGUAUAUUGCGUGGGGUUUUCCUGAUCGAAGUUUGAGGAUUAUGAGUUAUGACCAGGACCGGCUCCUUGCAACCCAUGAGAGCCUUCAUGGAGGGAACCAGAUACAAUGUGCUGGGGUGAGCCAAGAUGGUCAGGUUCUGGUCACCGGGGGAGAUGAUGGCGUGGUCGCAGUUUGGAGAUUCGCCAAAGAUGGGGUUCAAGGUCAGCGUAGCCUGCGAUUAGAGAGAGCUCUAUGUGCUCACACUGCUAAAAUUACAUGCCUCUAUGUCAGCCAUCCUUACACACUUAUUGUGAGUGGUUCUGAUGAUUGCAGUGUUAUUCUAUGGGAUCUGAGUAGUCUAGCCUUUGUGAAACAGCUCCCUGAGUUCCCCACACCAGUUUCAGCUGUCCAUGUGAAUGAUCUAACUGGAGAGAUCUUAACAGCUGCUGGGGUCAUGCUUGCAGUCUGGAGUGUCAACGGAGACUGUCUUGCUGUUGUGAAUACCUCUCAGCUUCCGUCAGACAUGAUCUUAUCAGUGGCGAGUGCAAUCUACUCGGACUGGCAGGAUACAAACUGGUACGUGACAGGCCACAAAAGUGGUGCUGUCAAGGUGUGGAACAUGGUGCAUUUUAGUUCAGAAGAUGCGAAUGGGAAGGGCCGGACACCGACUGAGGGCAUGGGAGGCUUGAGUUUCCACGGGAAGGCUCCGGAGUACAAGUUACUACUCCAUAAAGUGCUCAAACGCCACAAAGAUCCUGUCACCGCACUACACAUUACUAACGAUCUCAAGCAGUUACUGAGCGGUGAUUCCGGCGGCCGCUUGGUCUCCUGGACUAUACAAGAAGAAAGCUUGAAAGCUUUGCAUGGUACGGGGUGAUGAUCCCUCGACAGAACCAUUGCUGAUCCUUAAAUUCUUAUGUGGGGUUAGCAUUCAGGGAUUUAUUCGGUUCCCCGAUUCAGAUAGAACGAUAAGAGCUGGCCUCGAAAUGGUUUGAAAAUGCGUGCCUGAUAUUGGAAUGCUUUGCUACAAAAUCAACAAAAGGAUAUGCUAACUUCAACAAAGAAGUUCAGGUUAAAUUAUAACUGCUAACAGAAAGAAAGAGAAAAAUGGUUGCUCUCAUCAUUUUGUUCUUUGGGGGAAGGCUUGUUCCUCACAGUCGGAAUUUCCGUCUUUUUCUGGUUUAUGUGCAUCAAAGCUCUGCUGGUUUACCUGUUUUUGGUGUGAAUAGGUGGUAACCAAUGUGUUUGUAAAAUUGUAUAGAAUGUGUUUUAUGGGGGUUGAAGAAUCAAAUCAAAAAUGGGAAGACAUGAACAAAUAUUGGUUUCAAUUUGCUUGUUCAUGUUGUUGAUUCUUUCUUAGGGUGUGAUUUUGUCACCCGUUUGGAUCAACUGCAACUUUCCUCAUCUCUCUUUUUAUUUUUAUUUUUAUUUUUUAAUUUUUUUUAGGAAGUCUUCCCAUUUAUUUCUAAACUUAUUAUUCUAAAUUGUUGUGUUGGUAUGUUUAUUAUUGUACUGGUUUUAUUAUUGCCUAAUCAAAUUUUUGUGUGAUA